Molecule: messenger RNA, 10919 nt
Organism: Onychostruthus taczanowskii (white-rumped snowfinch)
Lineage: Eukaryota; Metazoa; Chordata; Aves; Passeriformes; Passeridae
Gene: HOXA5
Product: homeobox A5
Exons: 4
Coding region: 1888-2835 (315 amino acids)
Biological process (GO): regulation of transcription by RNA polymerase II; anterior/posterior pattern specification
Cellular component (GO): nucleus
Molecular function (GO): RNA polymerase II cis-regulatory region sequence-specific DNA binding; DNA-binding transcription factor activity, RNA polymerase II-specific
Source: RefSeq, a predicted model, not a curated record
GAAGCCCCAGCUUUCGAGCUACAGGCAUGUAUGUAUGUAACCAUCUCCCUAAAGCGUAUAUGGCGUCGGUUAAAGCAUUAGAGAAUUGGCCCAGAAUUUUAAAUGUUUGAGAUUAGCAUCUCAAAUGGGUGAGUGGGUGGUGUCCCUGGUGUGUUUGUGUGAGAAAAGAUAAGCAAAUUAUAUUUUAUCUUUUUUUUUUUUUUUUUUUUUUUAAUUAGAAAUGCUUUUAUUGUAGAAAGACAAGAGAUUUUAGAAAAUAUUUGGUUUAUGUUUUUGCUAGCUCCCGUUACGGCGGGCCAUCUCGUUAUUCUAUGUUUGGGAGUUUAUGAUCCGCAGGGGAAAAAAAAAGUUGUAGCUAUGUAUAAGAUAUUUAAAGAGCAAAUGGAAGAAAAAUUCUUUUAAAAAACGCUGUAUAAAUCCCUGUGUAUAAACUUUCAGUUAAAGCGAAGAUGAAUUGCAGGGAUAUUUUUUUUAAAUGUCGCUAAACUGCUUAGUCUGCAUUAUAGUAUUAAAGUAAAAACUCGGUGUUAAACUUCAGGGGAAGCGAGGGAAGAGGUUUUGAAGCGGGCAAUUUUCUGUGGUUCCCGUUGAGCUUACGCUAAGAUUUUGGUGAGCUCAGCUCUGCACUGAAGGGGCUUUGAAUUAUGGACUACAUUUCUUGGGGCUUCGUGAGCUUAGAUCGAUCUUUUCCCCUUUAAUCUCUCUUUCUUUCUCUGAUUCUUUCUUUCUUCCUUCCUUCCUUGCUUCCUUCCUCUCUUUCUUAUUUGAAGAAAAGGUCUUAUUAACUUGGGGAUUUUCUUUCCUGCUUCUGCGGUAUCUUAAUUCACAUUCGCAUUACUUAGCACUGGAAAAAAAUAAAUUGAUACUUUGAAGAAAAAUAGCUGCCAUAAAAUGCUUCCACUUCGAGAUUUGUAAAAGUAAAAUAAGGGCAGAAAAAAUAUUGAUUAAUAUAUACGUUAUAUCUCUAUAUUAUAUUGCGUGUGCAUGUGAAGCUGUGUACAAAUGCACUUGUAUACGCAUCGAGGCUCUUUUGUUUGGAAGGCAGCACAAUUUGGGCUACUACUCUAAAUGUUUUAAAAGCCAAGUCUGGAGAAUAUAAUGCAAAAUGGCUACCACCGCAUUUAGAGGAUUUUUUCCUCUCCGAGAGGCGAUGAAAUAACGGCAGCCGUAAAGUCGCCUGGAAUCUGACCCCCUAGUUGGAAAAAACGCUGCACGAUUUUCAUCUUUAAUAGAUAUCUGCCAUUUCACAUCGGCAGGACCCGGCUGCCUCUCGAAAGCUCCGGCACGGGAAUAAGUGUGGGGGAAAUUAUAUAUCUAUGUGUAUAUAUGUAGAAGGGACAUAAACCUCGCCAGCAUCCGAGAACGGAUCGUGUAGGAUUUGAGCACCGGUGUAAAAAACCCUCGCACGGAGGCGAAGGCAGGCACAAAGCGCAGCGCUCUCUGCACGCCCAUCUCCCCGGCGGCCGGCUCGCAGGAGCAAUGCCCGCCAGCCCCGCAGCCUCGCCGCCGGUGCCGGUGCCGGUGGCGGCGAGCCCCGCUCCGCUCCGCGCCUCUCCGCGCCGCUCCGCGCCGCCGUCGGGGGCCGUCACCCCGGGCCGACCCCGGCGGCGGCGGCGGCGCGCACGGGAGGCGCGCCCCGGGCCGCCCGCGCCCUCCCAGCUCCCCCACCAGUGCACGAGUUUACCUCUAGAGGUCAUCAGGCAGGAUUUACGACUGGACAACAAAAGCACGUGAUGUGAAGCCGUACCCCAUAUUUGGGUGCCUACGUAGGAGGGAACCAAGUACAUGUCCCAGUCAUUUCCAUAAUUCAUCAUAAAUUGUGCAAGGGUGCUAUAGACGCACAAAACGACCAAGAGCCACAAAUCAAGCACACAUAUCAAAAAACAAAUGAGCUCUUAUUUUGUAAACUCAUUUUGCGGUCGCUAUCCAAAUGGCCCGGACUACCAGUUACAUAAUUAUGGAGAUCACAGCUCGGUGAGCGAGCAAUACAGGGACUCCGCCAGCAUGCACUCCGGCAGGUACGGAUACGGCUACAAUGGCAUGGACCUCAGCGUCGGGCGCUCUGCUUCCACUCACUUUGGUGCCAAUGAGAGACCCCGCAGUUACCCGGCCAACACCACCUCUGCCUCGACAGAGCCCAGGUACAACCAGCCCGCGACGUCUUCCCACUCGCCUCCCCCUGACCCUCUGCCCUGCACCGCCGUGGCCGGUUCGCCUGUCAGCGAGAGUCACCACGGGGUGAAAAACUCCCUCGCCAACUCCACCAGCACUUCGUCCAAUUCCAGCAGCAACACGCACAUCAGUAGAGACGGGGUUGGCACCUCGUCUGGGACUGAGGAAGACACUCCAGCAAGCAGCGAGCAGGCAAGUGCCCCGACCGACCAAAGCACAGCCCAGCCUUCACAGCCCCAGAUCUACCCUUGGAUGCGAAAACUGCACAUAAGUCAUGACAACAUAGGGGGACCAGAAGGGAAAAGGGCUCGGACUGCUUACACCCGCUAUCAGACCUUGGAGCUCGAAAAGGAAUUUCACUUCAAUAGAUACCUGACCCGCAGAAGAAGGAUUGAAAUAGCACAUGCUCUUUGCCUCUCAGAGAGACAAAUAAAGAUCUGGUUCCAAAACAGGAGAAUGAAAUGGAAAAAGGAUAAUAAGCUGAAAAGCUACGUGUGCCUCCUGGCCAUUCAAAUUGUCAGGUUUAGGGACAGAAGUAUCCAAACCACAAGUUCUCAGUACUAUGUGAAAAAUGGCUCCUUGCAAGUCAAAGCGAACCAAUUGACUGUAACUUGUAGCAUUAAUACAAGAGACUACAGGUCAUUAGAGUGCUGCAAAUUAUGAAAUACGGGCUUGGUUUAUUGAAGAUUGUAAAUAUCCUCCUAGCUCUGCUCUCUCCCUUUCUGCCUUAUAUUGCUGGCUGCCAUUGUGGGGUAGGCCCCAGCUGCGUGUUUACUUCAACAUUCUUUUUAUUUAAGUGGACUGUUCUCACUAGAGUGUGAUUACUCAGCAAUAAACUUUAUGGCCGGAUUUAACUUCAGUCUUUGAAUUUCCAGGACUUGAAUGAAAGGGUGAAAGGAACUCUAUCUUUCUCUGGGUAACAUUAAGGCCUGAUCCUUAUCCUCAGAGCUGUUACUUUGGCGAGUGAUCUCGGGGGGUAUAAACAGACUGGUCAGGGGCUAUCGUAGAAUUCUGAGAAUUGCCUAUUAUCUAUCUAUCUAUCUAUCUAUCUAUCUAUCUAUCUAUCUAUCUAUCUAUCUCUCCAAACCAGCUGUGGGCAUCUCUUUCCCUGCACAGGUUUGGAGUAACAUUGAUUCAGCAGACUCCAUUGUUUUCUUUUAUGUGCCAUAAAGUUGGGUUGCAAAAGAAUGGAGUGGUUUGAUGUGAGAGAUGGGCUUUGUUUUAUUUCGCUAGUGCUAUGCCAUUUGAAUGUUGUGGUUUACGCUGGUUUGGCUACUGUGAGCGAAAAUGGAAGAAAGGCGCAGGGUUUUAGGAGGGUAAGGUUGUUGUGUACCUCUGCAAGGUCUGCAUAUUGCUGACUGAUUCUUAUUUUUAAUUUAUUUGUCUUUAGCUUUAAAGAAAUGGUAGUAUCUAAUGUAGGUUCACCCCAAAGAGCUCAGUCUUAAAAACAUUUAAUAUUUAAAGACAACCCUUGCGGAAGAUAAAUAGAGUCUGAUGCCUUUGUGUCUGUCGAUCCUUCCUGUCAGCACUAAACAAACACAUCUGCAUAUAUUUCAUAUUAAAAAAAAUGAGAAAGGCUUUAAAAGAGCAUAUCCAAAUGCACAUUCGAAAAUCAUUUCCUUUUAAACAGCUGGAGAUUUUAUAGUACUCUAGUUGACACAUUUUCGUCAAUAGGAAUAUCAGAAAGUUGUAUAUGAUAGGCGUGUAUUAUAUUAUACUAUAUGCCAUAAAAUUUUAUAGUUUGAGGCAAGGCAUGAAAAACCUUUAAAAGUUUGGUCUUCAUUUAUAUAUAGGUCCCUUUCCAAGGAAAACCCUUUGCUUGUAGAUGGGAAUUUUACUAGACACAAACAGCUCGUGAUUACUCAGUAUUUAACAACACUGUGCUAUUUGAAUUAACUGACUAAUAUACAAGCACGCAAGGACGCCCGUUGGACUAAUAUUUCAGAAUCCUGGAUAUCAUCCUGGAUUGUAAUUUUUCAUUGCCUAGAGUGAAAAGAUUUGCUACUGUGUAUUUUCCACAUUUUUGAAUGUGGCUUCUGGACCAUAUCCCACACAAAGCAAUGUACAGUCGUUCAAGAACUAUGAAAAAGAAAAAUAUCCCUAGGUCCAGAAGCAUAUGAACCCGCCUGUACUGCAAAAAACACUAGCAACAAAAGAAAGUUAGCUAGAAAUGACAACUUCACCCUGUUUCUGGUCCUGCCGCGUAUUAAGCAUCACAGUUGAAACCAUUCAAACACAAAAAUGCGUUAAGAUUUCCUAAUACGCUUUGAAAUUUGAAAUUCAAACAAGACCAGACUGCCGAACUCUGCGAAAAUAGUCCCAGGUCCGAAUUGUUUUCCGAGGGAAAAUGUAAUGGGAAAUUAUACCUGGGAAUCAGGAGAGAGGUUUUAUCUGCACACGUUAUUUUUCUGAUGAGUUUGGGGGAUUAAUAGGUGCAAGAUUUUUUUCUAUUUUAGGAAUGGCAAGUUGCGUUCUGCGAUUUGAAAUACAGUUUACUUAAUCCUUUGAAAGAAAUACUUGCGUGUAGUGUCUCAUGUCUAAGUGUAAAACCAAUUAAAGAUUAGUCAGCUCUCUUAAUGUGUGGAACUGGUGACUUUGCAAGACUUAACUUUCUCCAAACCAGGAGUGUAACAAUCCAAUGGAAAGUCAUCCGUAAAUUACAGCUCUGCAGCCUUGUCUAAACCAUGCAAACGCCCUAUUUUCAGAACACGGAAAUUAUUAUUCUGCCAUUUCCUUAAAUGUAAUAAGUGUGUAUCUGUGGAAAGGUGACAAUAGAGGAGUUUGCAAUUUGCUCCAUGGUAAAUCGAAUGGAACUGAUCAUGGUGGGGGGAUCAGGAAGUUUCGAUUUCUAACGCUGAAUACGGGAGCAAGGCGUUUUCCCUCCCCGUAAAUACAGAUUUGACGCAUUUAAUGCAGACACGAGUAAACCUCCUGACCAAGUUAAGAUGUCGUUGACUUUCUUAGUCCUUUCUCUUUCUCCCCUAAAAUCUUCCCGAUUUGAGGCUAGGAUUACUAGCUAGAGCGGAAAACCACAGUUCCCACAGUCUUCUGGUCAUCUUUGAAAAUAUUAUCCCUUUCAAAUUAAAGCAUCUUCUCUAAUGUCUCUCUGUAAGGCAAAUACUCAUGGACCACCCCGGUCACAUGUUCCUGUAGCUAUGCGCACAAACAAUUUCAAAUCUGACACAGAGAUCGUGUAAAAUUUGCAUGGAUUUUGCCUUAUAACAUGCAAAAGGAAUCUUUUCUAUAUCCCCUCCCCCCAAAAAAUGUCUUUUCAAUAAUAAUAUUUGCUAUGAAGGUUAUUGGGUAAUUAUUGCAAUUUUGUGGAACAGUCCUUGCUUGAGGUGAAGUCUGUCUCCGGAUAAUAAAUGGCAGCCCGUGCAGUUCACUGCCAGGUUAAGUAAAUGCAGAAAAGAUAAAUCUGCACACCCUAGGAAUCACCAGCAGAGCUCGCUUUAGACCAAGUUCACAGUCAACUCGUUUGCCUAGACAAGGCUUCGCAAACAAUUAGACUUGUUUCUUUAUGUUUAAAUCAAGGAGAAAUGACUAAAACCCUUCAGCAGAGAGCUGCAGCUUUUCCCGCAACGCUCUUCGCUCCAUUCCUUCCAACCUCACGCCCGGAACUUACCCGGCAUUUCACCUGCAAUUGUAACCAUAUAGCGCCUUUGAGUAACAGGCUUCCCUCCAACGCUGCCGAAAGGCUGUGCAAACUGAUCUAACAGCAUUUUACAAAGCUGAGAGAUUAAGGAAAAGAAAAAAACAAUAAAAAAGGCAAAAGUAUCCGAUUUCUCAGCAGCAAGAAGAAGGAAAAAAAAAAGGCAACAACAAAAAAGAGCGCCCUUAGAAAGCUGGGGGGAAACAAGCAGAAGUAUUGAAACAAACAGUGCGAGUCUCUUACUCCUAAAAGAAGCUGCAUAGCUUUUGUAUAUCUUUGUGGUUAAGGGCGUUACAACUGCAGGUCAAAAAGUUGAGGGUCAAAAGUUUACGUUUUGCACCACUCUUAGUCAUUCGCCCAGACAGAGUUUGAUGUCAAUGUUAUAGCCGAGAUCUUGACUAUCAGCACAAAAGAUAAAAUAGCUUUGAGUUACGUGUGUAUCACAGUAUGGACUCCAGGUGAACCCUACUGGCUGAAUGACCUCAAUUACCAAGGAAAGGAUAGAAAAUUCCUCUUUUCAAGAGUAAUACACGUUGUAUUUCUUCUUGAAUUAUCAGCCACAUUUGUGUCUGAAUAUCUCGGGUUCAGCCGCGGCAGGUAAACACGCGUGUUACCCCCACAGAAGCCACUGAUGUUGCCUCCUCCAAAAGUCAAGUAGCAAAAUGCCUCACCCUUGUUUAUUAUAUAAUAACCUGCUCUAAGAGGUUUAAUGUUAAGCCUUCUCACUUUGCAAAAUGGCAGGAAGAUAAGAUAGGAGCGAAGCUAUUAACGCGUGUAUCGAUCCUAGCCGCGUCUUUGUUUUUGCUCUCAUUUCUGUAGCGACGGCUAAACUGUGCUUAAACAGGACAUGCCGGAGAUAAUACGGGCUAUAUGUUUGGUCCGGAGGAACUCGUUUCAAAUGCGGAGCGGUGAAGCCAUGUUGCGAUACCCAUGGAAAAUAUUACGGAGAAGCUGGCGCCCUGCGCCUCUCCGUGAUUUGGAGGGUUCUCACAGGCUUCUGGAAUUACCCGAGGCGGCAGUUCCCAGCGAAAUUUGGAGUAGGACGAGUUGUUUUUCCUCCAGCCACCCACCCCUCUUCACCCUUCCAAGAAAAAGUUUAGUGGAAUUUCUUAGCGCGGAGAGAUUCCCACAUUGCUGGGAUUUUUUUUUGUUCCCAGUGCCGCCUCUGAGUGAAAGCUUUAGCUCCUUGGUUAGACGUGUCUGCAGGGAGAACUAGCCAAUAUUGCUCAAGCAACUUCAUUUUGGAGGACAUCAUCUCAGACGGGAUUCAGCUUGAAAUUUUAAGGCUGAGGGGUGGGUGGAAGAGGGAAAGGAUAUUCGAAUAUAGCCAUAAUCAGACCCGAAAGGUGUGGAGGAGGGGACAGUGCGACAAGGAAAUCCGAGAAAGAGAGCACCUCACCCCCAACCACGCAUUGCUGCCUUUCCACCCCCAAGGCAGCAGCCUACACCGGCCUCUGUGUAACUGGUACUCGUGAAUUAUUUGCCAGAGACACAGCUGGAUCGUGGCAGGCGAGCGCUGUAUCUUGGGAACAAGUACGCGAGAGGUUAGAUAUCAGAUUAGCCAAAGUGAUUAUCGGAGAUUGUGCCUAAAGUACCUGCUGAAGCCUGGAAAGUGUGUAAUGCAAGUGUUUGCUCGGCGUGUAGACGCUGUUCACAAGUUGUUGCUGCUGCUCACUUGUAGCGAGCCCUGGCACUGCACGUUUAGGGAGCCUGCCCGCUCUGGAGAUAGUAUAUAACCUUUCACAUCCAGACUAUUUGUUUGGUGUAAGAGCGAAGCCUGAUAACAAGCUAAAAACCGUAGCCAAAUAUCUAUUUUGUUAGAGAAUAGCAGGCGGAUUGUUUCCAAGAAUAACAAUGCGUCUUUGAUAUACCCAGAAUGAAAGCUGUUACUAUAACCGGCUUACUCAAGAGUAGGUGACAGAAAUCCAUUUACUUCCUCACUAAAACAAUUAGUGGUCCGAAUUCCAUAGUUUAAACCUGGUUUAGAAUAAAAUUAUCAAUGAGAAUAAUUUCAAAGAAGUUGAAACCGCGACUUACAUAAAUAUUGACUCUUUUCAAUUAUUGUUUAAAUUGUUUCCCCCUCCCAAAAAAAAAAAAAAAAAAAAAAAAAGGCAACAGGCUAGAACAGGACAGUUAAUAAUUUGAGACGAACUCUCUCUGUCCUUUCACUCUCUGCAUUCAGCACGCUGCUCUCUGGCGUGGAAGGUUUGCUCAAAAGACCAUUCAUUUAAAAUCCGGGCACAAAUCACAUUUUACGUGUGUUUAUUUAAGCGCACCAGGACAGAGUGAGCAAACCCCGCCAACCAUCCCGUUGUUAAGAGGAGCCCCAGUGCCAGGGAAACCACCGCUUUUGACAAAUGCUGAACUUGGGGCAAAAAUGCCAACAUUGCCCCGGCAGCGCCCAUCGGGAAGGACGCUCUCAUCCGCGGAGGCAGGAGCAGCCUCGGGGCUGUAUCAUUCCCAGGAACAAAGAAAGGAAUACAGUCGAUACAUUCCAUAACGUUUACAUUUUCCCUCGAUUUUUUUCUUAUUUUUCCCUUAGAAGAAGUGACCUGGGCAAAGCACCCUGCUAUCUAAAAGACACUGUUAUAGACCUUUUAGAAAAACUAAGUCCAAGGCCGAGGUGAACUUCAGGUCACCGCGUCUAACAAAUAUGAAAAUGUCGCCUGGUGAAGGGCACGCCUUGUUAUUUAACAAAGACUGUCAAUGUGUAAGAUUAAUAAGAAACAAAAUGCACACGGUGUCACUUUUCGGUCACUUUGAAACUUGGGACAGCCUCGCAUUCAAGAGGGGAAAGCUGGGACUAAAUAUAUUCAAAAUGGUUCAAAUCAAAGUCAAACCAGGCUGCUAGUGCGAUUCUUCCUCCUCCUACCGCUCUCGGUGGAGGAUACCCGGCACGGCAAGAGGUUGACUUGAAUUAUUAUUAUUAUUAUUAUUAUUAUUAUUAUUAUUAUUAUUACACUACUACUACUAUUAUUGUUAUUAUUGCUGUUGUUAUUAUUCUUUUCUCUUUCGUGGUAAUUACGUUUUAGCUGCAUAAGUGGAGGGUAACAGGAAUGCUUGCCUGUUUCACAAGAAACAGAGGGAUCCCCUUUCCCCCCCUCUUUCGGUAUGUAUUGAGUUGCUUCUUCUUGGUGCAUGAAAAUUUACUCUCUCCCUCUCAGCUUAAUUCCAGUGCUGUCCCCAUCCCAUUCUCGGCCAGCCUCGGCCAGGAAACUCUCGCUUCUUUAUUAAUUGAUUGAAGUCUCCUUCUCCAGUGAAAACGAGCCUUUAGUCCUUCUGGAAAAAUAAGGGAACUGGCCUAUUUUAUCCCAUCCUUUUCUUUCUUUGAGAACUUAGGAUGAUGGUACAAGUUUGUUAAAGGGAAGUACUGGGGGAAAAAAGGGUUUGAGAUUGUUUAUUACAGCCAUAAAUCUUGCAGUAAAACGUCGAAAUGGCCGUGUGCAAGAUAACACUUGGUGGUCUUGGCUGGGUUCUUGUUUAUGAUAACAAAACCAGAAAGACAUGGAACAGGCCUUUUGGAGGUCCUGCCUCAGCACAUCUUCACAGACUAAGAGAACCACACGAAAAAGCCAGACUUGAGCUGGGCAGCUCAGGUCACCUUGCAGAUUUACACUCGUAUACAAAACUGAGUCCUUCGCUCUGUAACCAAGCGCCAGAGCUCUACUGUAGCAAAGGGCACGGUGAAACUUUGAGAUCUAAUCACAGUAAAUAAUAUGAAGCAGAGCCAGGUCAACUCUCCCAAUAUAGCGCUGAUCUUACAAACCGAGACAACACUUCUCGUUGUGUUUUACUGUGGCGUGGGAACACGGCCGCCCGCUGUAGUGCUCCGGCCACAGAGCCUCAGGACUUAUGCCGAGGAUAAUAUUUACGAUACCCCAGUGUAAUUCAUCUGGUGCUAGCCGGCAGGUAUUUGUAUGUAUGCGUCUCUGUGUGUGCAUGUAUCUCUUUAUACCGGGAAAAUGCUUUCGUGGUGGACCUCGGUGAUCUUUUAUUUUUAACAGUCGUGCAGAUAGGAGCUUUUUUUUUUUAUUUUAGGAAAAGGGUUUGUUGUUGUUUUGUUGUUUGGAAUAUAAAUAAAACAAGGUCCCCUUUUCUGUCAAAUGUGUGCUGUUGAGCAGUUGCGGCUGUCUCUGUGUUUAACCGCGUGUGUGUAACCGCAUUUCCUCUCCACGCAGAGUAAAUAGAGAAACUUAUCUAUUACGCUAGUUAGAGUUCCAUAGACGUGCUGUUGGAAAUGAGUAAGUAAAUGUGUUUUAACUCUCUUUACAAAUUAGACAUUCGAUAGUAGGAGGAAAUGAGUGAUUGUUUAGAUAAGUACCUCAGUAUACCCAAGUGCUGGAGAUGUUCUAACAUAUUACAAGCCGCAUGCAAUGUGCGUGCCUAUGUGUCUGUGGAUAAAAUAUAAAUCGAUACGCUGUGUGUCUUGUUAGAUAGAAUAUAUAUUCAAAUAGAAUUUUAUUGCAUGUAUCCAUUAUCUAUUAAACUGCAAAAGACAAUAAUCUGAAUUUAAACCAGGGCAACUGUUAGUGUAAUAUCUUUAGGAAGGCAAGACCUAAACUGUAUCAUAUUUUCGCUUGAUAUAUUAGAAGUAUUUUCCCAUACCAGUAGAUGAGAUUUAGCCACUCAGCAAUUAUAUUCUCUAAGGGUGUGGUAAAUAUUUCUAUCUGUUUAUAUUCUUUCCUGUGCAGAUGAAAAAAAUAAUCUGAAAAAGUUCGCGCCUACUCCAAAUGUGGCAGACUAGCUGACGUUCAAUAAGUAUUUUUUUUCCCCCUUAGAAUAAGAGCGUAAUUAGUUUAACCAUCAAAUUUCAAUUACCUAAGGUCAGGGCGGUUGCCUCGUUUCCCCCUGAGCUGCAAAUACCGUUAACAGUCUCCGUUUUAGCUACGUAGAAGUGCCCGAGUGCCCUCUCCCUCCUACACCAGGGUUUGCGAGCUACUGCUGCGAAGGCUCUAGUGAUUUCUGAUGCAAGUGAAAAUCAAAAAAUAAAACCCCGACGAGGCACACCAAACCAACGGACUUAAAUCCGUAAUUCAGAAAGCUCUGCUCCGUGGGGAGGGAUGCUCACAGUGAGCCCUGUAAUCGCCGGUAGGAA